AUGAGAAAAAACACAUGGUCGACGAAAAAAUUAUAGACCCUAAUAAUAAUAACAAUUCAUCUCUUUCUUUAUGAACCAAAUAACUGUAAAAAGAAAAAAAAAAAAACAGAUUUGUUUGAUUGUUUCCACUCUAAAUAAUUGAGAUUUUCUUAUUCUUUAAUUUCUACCAAACUCAAAUACCCUUUUUCUUUUUUUCAAAUUUUAUACUAUCCAAUACAUCAUGCCAUCACGUUAUAGUAUCUGACAUACCACUAACUAUGUAUCUAUCUAUCUAUCUAUGUAUACUCUUAACUCUAACUCUCUCCCCAGAAACAGACAUGGCUUCCACAUAUCAUGCCUUCUACGCCACCAUCUUCCUCCUUCUUUCCUCCAUUAAUACCUGAAAGAAAAAGCUCAUCACAACACAAGAGAAUCAUGGGCAGUACUAGUAGUAACAGUUGGUUCAAACGAAUUCGAAGAAGUUUUGUGAAAGGAUCUUCUUCUAGGAACAUCAUUGUUGUCUACUCCAACACCAAUUCAAACUCUCACAUAUCCCAUGAAGAAACCACUGAACUUGUCUCAGCUGUUGCAGCUACGAUAAGCCCAGAAACACCUCUCCCACCAGCUCCAACAAAGCAAGAUUUGGCUGCCAUCAAAAUCCAAGCACAUUUCAGAGGCCAUCUUGCAAGACGAGCAUUUCGGGCCCUGAGGAGCCUUGUCAAGCUGCAAGCCAUGGUCCGAGGAGGGCAAGUCAGGAAACAGGCACGCAUAGCUAUGCAUUGUAUGCAUGCUCUAGUCCGGCUGCAGGUCAGCGUCCGAGCAAGGCAACUCCUUGGCGGGGAUAGCAGCAAUAACAACAACAACAACAAAAACCGGUUAAGCCUGCAAAGACAUCUUUUUUAG
This is a messenger RNA of Humulus lupulus (European hop), 882 nucleotides long. Its product is annotated as protein IQ-DOMAIN 7. The transcript has 2 exons. The coding region runs from base 334 to 882 and encodes 182 amino acids. NCBI's taxonomy places the organism in Eukaryota, Viridiplantae, Streptophyta, Magnoliopsida, Rosales, Cannabaceae. The record is from RefSeq and is a predicted model, not a curated record. Gene Ontology annotation, molecular function: protein binding.